Molecule: messenger RNA, 2793 nt
Organism: Pelecanus crispus (Dalmatian pelican)
Lineage: Eukaryota; Metazoa; Chordata; Aves; Pelecaniformes; Pelecanidae
Source: RefSeq, a predicted model, not a curated record
UUCAUCAGCCUGCAGGAGAGCAGCCAGCCCAACUCAGAGGGCUCAGGGGACGAGGCCAUCGCGCAGCUGUGGCUGCAGCACAGCCUGCAGUGCCACUGCCUGUCGGCACAGCUGAGACCGCUCCUGGGGAACCGGCAGUACAUCAGGAAAUUCUACGCAGACACUGCCUUCCUGCUCAGUGACGCCCACGUCACGGCCAUGCUGCAGUGCCUGGAGGCUGUUGAGCAGAACAACCCCAGGCUUCUGGCUCAGAUCGACACCUCCAUGCUGGCUGGCACGUCACUGCCAUCCCUGUGCGCAUCAGGUCCUUCUGCUGGGACAGGAGAGAUGUGUGACCAUGAUGCUGAAGGACAGGAGAGCCGUCUGCCUGGGGCGCUGGGCUGCCUGGAUCAUUUUGCUGAGAGCCUGCUUACCAGAAAGAGUGAGGGUCCACCUCCGGUGACCAAGAGUCAGAGCCUGACUGCCCUCCCCGCAUCCCCGUUCAUCCCUGCUGUGGGCUGCAUGCAGCAGCGCUGCUUUGGGUCCUUCUCCAGCCUCCACCAUCCAGCCUCGUCCAGCCUCUCAGACAGGAGACCAGCAAGCUCCUCCAUCAGCUCCAGCUCUAGCCAGCCCCAGGAGCGCUGCCCGUCCACCCGGUCCUCCUCCUUCAGUGAGGGCAGGUCCCCUCUGGAGCAGCCCAGCUCUGCCACCCGCUUCCACGUCCCCUCACCCAAAGACCCCUUCUCUCUGACCAGCGAUAUGAGCUCCAGCACCACCAGCCAGAGUGAGGACACUUGGACGGGGAGUCAGGAUGAUCCGCAGAGCGAUGCUAAUGAUGGGCCGGAGUACCUGGCCAUUGGGAACUUGGGGCGCCGGGGCCGGGCGUGCAGCAAUGCCAGCACCAACAGCACCAAGAGCAGUAGCUCCAAACUCUUCUCCUCCAGCAGCUCCCAGAAGCUGGACUCAGUCUCAUCCCUGGGGGAGCAGGGGGCAAGUGGAGGUGGAAGCAGGGGUCUGAACCUGUUGCGCCGGUCCAGCUUCUCGGAGGGACAGUCGUCAGCUCCGCAGGGCAUCCUCAAGAAGAGCCACAUGCGCUCGCACUCUGACACCAACGUGGCUUCGGGGAAAUUGCACGGAGGCCUCAGGGAUAUCACCAUUAUAAUAGAAGAUCCAGUGGCAGAGUCGCACGGCGAUGCAGGUGGAGGGAGAGGGCCAGUCUCUGCUUCCACCCAGAGCAGUGAACUGAGCACACCCAGCUCCCUCUACAUGGAGUACGACUCUGGACAGUACCUGAGCUCGGGGGAAGGGAUGUUCAGAAGACCCUCGGAAGGGCAGUCCCUCAUCAGCUACCUUUCUGAGCAGGACUUUGGCAGCUGUGCAGACCUGGAGAAGGAGAAUGCCCACUUCAGCAUCUCAGAGUCCCUGAUCGCUGCCAUUGAGCUGAUGAAAUGCAACAUGAUGAGCCGGCAGCUGGAGGAGGAGGAGGAAGACAGCGACAAGGAGAUCCAGGAGCUUAAACAAAAGAUUCGCAUUCGGCGCCAGCAGAUCCGUACCAGGCACCUGUUCCCUACCUGUCAGGAGAUGGGCUCAGACAGUCUUGUGGCAACAGACAGCGGGUCCCAGUUCAGCUCUCACGGCUCCAUGCGACUCUCUGACUCCGGCUCCAUGGAGGAUGUGGAAGAGUACGAGAUCCGAGAUGCAGACAUCAAGAGGAACCCAGAAUCCAGCAGGAAGUCCUUUCUCUCCUCGGAGUCCAUAUCCCACUCCUUCCUCAAUUCCAACUCGGCAGACGCCGUGGCCAUGGGCUUGUUGAAGCAGUUUGAGGGCAUGCAGCUCCCGGCUGCCUCUGAAUUGGAGUGGCUGGUCCCCGAGCACGACGCCCCGCAGAAGCUCCUGCCCAUACCUGACUCUCUGCCCAUCUCUCCCGAUGACGGAGAACACGCCGACAUCUACAAGCUGAGGAUUCGGGUGCGCGGAAACCUGGAGUGGGCCCCGCCACGACCACAGAUCAUCUUCAAUAUUCACCCAGACCCAACGAGGAAAGUGGCUGUGGCCAAGCAGAAUUACCGGUGCGCAGGCUGUGGCAUCCGGACUGAUCCUGAUUACAUCAAGCGGCUGCGGUACUGUGAGUACCUGGGGAAGUAUUUCUGCCAGUGCUGCCACGAGAACGCCCAGAUGGUCAUCCCCAGCCGUAUCCUGCGCAAGUGGGACUUCAGGAAGUACUAUGUGAGCAACUUCUCCAAAGACCUGCUGGGCAAGAUCUGGAGUGACCCACUCUUCAACGUGCAGGAUAUCAAUCCUGCCCUGUACCGGAAAGUGAAGUCUCUCAACCAAGUGUGGCUGCUGCGAAUCCAGCUUUUCCACAUGAAGAACAUGUUUAAGACGUGCCGGCUAGCGAAAGACCUCCUAGACUCCUUCGAUGCAGUGCCUGGCCACUUGACGGAGGAUUUGCAUCUCUACUCACUGAGCGACCUCAGUGCCACGAAGAAAGGGGACCUGGUGCCUCGCCUGACAGAGCUCCUGAAGGCAGGCAGUCUGCACGUUGAGAAGUGCAUGUUGUGCCAAGCCAAAGGCUUCAUCUGUGAGUUUUGCCAGAAUGAGGGCGACAUCAUCUUCCCCUUUGAGCUCAACAAGUGUAGGACAUGUGAAGAGUGCAAAGCUUGCUACCACAAGUCCUGCUUCAAAUCCGCCCGCUGUCCCCGCUGUGAGCGGCUUCAAGCCCGGAGAGAGCUGCUGGCCAAGCAGAACAUGGAGUCCUACAUCUCGGACUACGAAGACGAGUUGGAGCAGCCGGAGGCAGUGGCAGCCACAUGA